This is a messenger RNA of Eutrema salsugineum, 1248 nucleotides long. RefSeq lists its product as uncharacterized. The record is from RefSeq and is a predicted model, not a curated record. The transcript has 2 exons. Bases 121 to 1155 code for a protein of 344 amino acids. NCBI's taxonomy places the organism in Eukaryota, Viridiplantae, Streptophyta, Magnoliopsida, Brassicales, Brassicaceae.
ACCCUCAAAGGAAAAUAUGAAGACCCAUUCUUUGUUAUAAACACACAACUUCUCUCUUUUUAGAAUCUCUAGUCUUGCGAUCCGAAGACCCAAUUUUCUUUCUAAUCUCCUGAAAACGAAAUGGAUCUUGUAAGUUCAAGUGAAUCACUUAUUGAUGAUCUUCUUGAUGAAUACUGGUUCUUUGAGAACUUAUUUACCAGAAGCUCAAGAGUCUUAAGGUACUGUCACUCAGAUCCUUACCCUUCUUCUUCUUCUUCUUUGACGACUUCUCCUGAAAAAAUGGGAGAUUCGGAUCCAAAGAAGAUUCUAGAAGCGUCCACAAGGGGAUAUUUGAUCAGGGUCCCCUAUUUAGAUAGAAGUGAAGGCGGAUCAGAGACGAAACAGUUCUCUGAAAAGAUUAGGGUUCAAGACCCGAGACAAGUCGGAUCUUUCUUGCAGAAGAAGGAACAUAUGAUUCUUCCCAAAUCCGGAUCUUGUUCGGCUCCAAGUAAGAUUCAAGAAGCUUCCACAGAGCAUUGUUUGAUCCGGGCACCUUCUUUGCCGCCUCGGAUAGAAAAAAGAGAAAUGGAUUGCGAGGCGAAGAAGAUGAUCAAUAAGCUAACGAGGCAGUUCUCUGAGAAGAUUAGGAGCCUAGAACCGACGAGACCAGGUGAGAGUUUCUUGCAGAAGAAAACUAUGGUUCGAGAGAAAAGGAGCAUGACAGGAGGAAGUAGUAGUAGUAGUGCCAAGAUUAGUUUGCAGAGAACUCAAACGAUGCCAAAUAACAUAAUAAGAAAAGAAGACGAAUUUGAAGAUCAAGAAAGUGAUUCAAGAAUGGGAUUCUUGAUCCGCGAAGCCCUCGCUAGUUCACAAGAUGUUCCAAAGGUUUCAAGCAAUCAAAGGCAGAGACCACCAAGAAACUUGCGCUCAGAAGAAACUGUAAUGGUCAAACAUGGAAGCUCAAGUCCCAAAACGCUGCGUAAAACGUUAAGCAGCAUAGAAACAACCAAAGAGAUUAUAAAGCUGAAAGGUUAUGAUGACCAACUGAUCCACCCACGCGUCAUGGCUGGAUUGGCUACACCCCCUAGGGUUCCUAAGGAUUCGAGGAAAGAAAUGAAGGAUCAGAUCAAGUUCUGGGCUCGAGCCGUAGCUAGUAAUGUCCGACAAGAGUGCUGAGAAUUCAUUUAAUAACACUAAUUAACUGUGUUUUUGUAUGACACUAUUCCGUACAGAUGAUUCUUAUCUUGAACUCUUUUGUUGUUUUAUUUG